UGAACAGAUAAAAAGCCCAAUUUUUGCUCAUGCUGUCAGAGGGGCUCAGCUUCACUCAUUACUAGGCUCUCUUCCUUCGAAACAUCCUCACCAAGAUAACCUCUCCACUAGCCACUAUGUCUCGCCAAUCUUAUGCCCGAAGCGUUGGAGGAGGCAACCGGGGCUUUAGCUCCAGCUCUGCAUGCUUUGGCGGAGGAAACCGAGUCAGCUUCAACACCAUUUCCACAACUCGUGGAUGUUCUACCCGUGGCAGCAGCGGAGGUGGCGGUUUUGGCAGCCGGAGCCUGUAUAAUCUAGGGGGCAGCAAACGAAUCUCUUUCGGUGGAUUCGGUGGGAGUGCUGCUUGUGGCCGAGGAGGCGGAGGCUAUGGAGUUGGUGGUGGCUUUGGUGGCGGGUUUGGAGGUGGCAGUGGCUUUGGUGGAGGGUUUGGAGGUUGCUUUGAUGGGACUGGUGGGCCUGCAUUUCCUGUGUGCCCCCCUGGAGGCAUCAAAGAGGUGACCAUCAACCAGAGUCUUCUGCAACCCCUCAACUUGGAGAUUGACCCAGAAAUCCAAAAAGUGAGGGUGGCAGAGAGGGAGCAGAUCAAAACCCUCAACAACAAGUUUGCCUCCUUCAUUGACAAGGUCCGUUUUCUAGAACAGCAGAAUAAAGUUCUAGAGACCAAAUGGAAACUUUUGCAAGAACAGGGCCAAGGGACUGGUGUUGGUCACAGGAACCUCGAUCAACUUUUUGAAGCUUAUAUCAACAACCUAAGGAGGCAGCAUGAUGGUCUUUUGAAUGAGAGAAGAGGCCUGGACUCAGAACUUAAGAACUUCCAAGACCUUGUGGAGGAUUACAAGAACAAGUACGAAGAUGAAAUUAAUAAGCGUACAACAGCGGAGAACGACUUUGUGCUUUUGAAAAAGGAUGUGGAUGUUGCUUACAUGAACAAAGUAGAAUUGCAGGCCAAACUGGAUGCUUUGCAAGAUGAAAUCAACUUCAUGAAAUGUCUGUAUGAGGCUGAACUCAGCCAGGUACAGCAGACUGUUUCUGACACCUCCGUUGUCCUUCAAAUGGACAACAACCGAAACCUGGACUUGGACAGCAUCAUUGCGGAAGUCAAAGCUCAGUAUGAAGAAAUUGCACAGAAGAGCCGAGCUGAAGCAGAGUCUUGGUACCAAAGCAAGUAUGAAGAGCUGCAAGUAAAUGCUGGGAAACAUGGCGACAGUCUACGAGACACCAAAACCGAGAUCUCUGAGCUCAACCGGUCAAUUCAGAGGCUACGUGCUGAAAUUGAAAAUGUGAAGAAGCAGUGUGAAAAGCUGCAAGCCUCCAUCACAGAAGCAGAAGAGCGUGGCGAGCUGGCACUCAAGGAUGCCCGGGACAAACUGGCCGAAAUGGAAGUAGCCCUGCAAAAGGCCAAGGAGGAAAUGACUCGUCUCUUGCGAGAAUACCAAGAACUGAUGAACGUCAAGAUAGCCCUUGAUAUUGAAAUUGCCACCUACAGGAAAAUGCUGGAAGGAGAGGAAAGCAGGAUGUCUGGGGAGUGCCAAAAUACUGUGAACAUCUCUGUAGUUGGUUCUAGCAGCUCUUCCGGCGGAUUUGGAGGCGGUUACGGAGGCGGAUUUGGAGGCGGUUACGGAGGCGGAUUUGGAGGAUGCUAUGGGGGAUCCGGGGGCUUUAACGGGGGCUUCAGCUCCGGCAGCGGAAGAGGGAUGUGCAGCAUUGGAGGCGGAGGAGUGUGCUCCUCAGGAGGAGGGUAUGGUUCUGUUGGAGGCACCAUUGUGAAAAAAACCACUACGUCAUCCACCUCCGUCAGGUCUACAACCAAGAAACUGUAAGAAAUGGAAGCAAUGACAACACAGCUCCUGGAUCCGAUGUGGUGGUGACCCCAGCCACUCAUUUCAACCGUUUAGCACCUUUCAGAGAAAGGAACUUCAUUUCUCAUCAUGACCACUAUGCCUAACUUUCCCAAACAACCUGUUGGCCUUGCGUUCUUUGUCCUUCUCGCUGUUGAUGCAUUUCAUGCCCUCAUGUACAAAUCAGGUACCAUUUGUGUCUGCACCAAUGGGCAAUACUGCAUUCAGUUAACAGAUGUUGAAUCUACUGAGGCUGUGUUUGCACGAACAAAUGCAAACAGCGUUGGGUAGUUCUACGAUGGGGUUAUUUAGGACCCUGUGCUAUACUCCUCCUGAACUUAUCACUUCCCAUUUGGCCAACAGGAAGUUCAUGCUUAUUCCAGAAAUGUCAAAUAAAGAGAUUGUUCUUCUCCCUAUGGUGAUUUGACGGUUUCUAGGAAAGAAUGAUUCCUGGAAGGUUCAUUUGAAGAAACAAAUCCUGGAGAAGGGGCACGCAGUUCUCUUCACAUUUAAAGUGUAGUUCAUAUUCUGUUUGGUCCUCAUUUUACUUCCUCUGUCAAUAAGAAAUGAAUAGGGAAGAAUGAGUAUUUAACUAAAAUAAAUGACCCUGUGAACACAGCCUUUUCCCUGCAAAUAAAUAUCUUACCAGGGACUUCUCUGUGACUACCUGCCUGCAGUUUUCCUGACCAACAAUGGAUUUUCAAAGGAAUAUGUAAAAUACCUGCAGCUAAAACCAGUAGAGAUAGAACUCAGCCAGUGUUAAAUCCCAUUGAGAGUUCAAGAGCGUACUUAAAUCUCUCUCGACUUGAAACCACUGCGACUGACAAGUGCUUAAAUAUGGCUGGAUUGUGUUCUGAGAGUGCUCUUUUUUGCAAUGGCUUUUUCCUUGCUAAUGUUACUUUUGGUGGAGAUUUCUUUUCUCUGGUGUAUGACAAACUGCAACUCAUUAAACUCUAUGUGAAGAUGA
This is a messenger RNA of Eublepharis macularius, 2805 nucleotides long. RefSeq names its product keratin, type II cytoskeletal 4-like. Gene Ontology annotation, biological process: keratinization; intermediate filament organization. Lineage: Eukaryota; Metazoa; Chordata; Lepidosauria; Squamata; Eublepharidae. The record is from RefSeq and is a predicted model, not a curated record. Gene Ontology annotation, cellular component: keratin filament. Gene Ontology annotation, molecular function: structural constituent of skin epidermis. The transcript is spliced from 9 exons. The coding region runs from base 117 to 1820 and encodes 567 amino acids.